GCCUGUCCGCCCGCGCGUCCCUCGGUCCACCUGCAGCGGGCAGUCCCUCUGACUGUCCCACUGAACGGCGCCGGCCGAGCCCGAGGCCUGGGCUCUUGCUCCCCGGCGGAGGGAUCCGCGGAGGCUGAGGAGGCGGCGCUGAGAUUAGGUGGAAGAGGUAGCUACGGCGGCGGCGGCGGUAGCGGCGGCGGCGGCGGCUCGGACUGCAGCGCAUAAAGGGGCCGCCGCCGGGUGAUGCGGUGACCGCUGCGGCAGGCUCAGGAGCCAAGUGGGCCUCGGCCCUCAGUCCGUCCUGCCGGACCCGCGCUCCCGAACUCCCCAUCUUCUCCGGCCGACCCGCGAUCACCGAGGAGGCCUCGCGCCCCCUCGCCCCUUCCCCGUCCCUCCCCUGUCCCCGUCCCCGCCCCGGGGGCCACCGCCACCCGCCUCCCACGAUGGCUCUGAAGAGAAUCCACAAGGAAUUGAAUGACCUGGCACGGGACCCCCCAGCACAGUGUUCAGCAGGUCCUGUUGGAGAUGAUAUGUUCCAUUGGCAAGCUACAAUAAUGGGGCCAAAUGACAGUCCCUAUCAGGGUGGAGUAUUUUUUUUGACAAUUCAUUUCCCAACAGAUUACCCCUUCAAGCCACCUAAGGUUGCAUUUACAACAAGAAUUUAUCAUCCAAAUAUUAACAGUAAUGGCAGCAUUUGUCUGGAUAUUCUCCGGUCACAGUGGUCUCCAGCACUAACUAUUUCAAAAGUACUCUUGUCCAUCUGUUCUCUGUUGUGUGAUCCCAAUCCAGAUGACCCUUUAGUGCCUGAGAUUGCUCGGAUCUACAAAACAGAUAGAGAAAAGUACAACAGAAUAGCUCGGGAAUGGACUCAGAAGUAUGCGAUGUAAUUAAAGAAAUUAUUGGAUAACCUCUACAAAUAAAGAUAGGGGAACUCUGAAAGAGAAAGUCCUUUUGAUUUCCAUUUGACUGCUUUCUAUGAGCCCACGCCUCAUCUUCCCCUGUGCACAUGUUUACCUGAUACAGCAGUGCUGCGUGUUGUACAUACUUGGAACAACAAACUAGAAAUACUGUACUUCUGUACCAACAUUGCCUCCUAGCAGAGAAGUGUGUGUGUGACAAGCCAGUUCUCCAGGCGUAACCUAGGUGUGAGACUAAAAGUUUUCCUUACUGACUUAAAUUUGGAUAACGGCAAGGUGAGGGGUGGUGGGUAUGGUGUGUGCUUGGAUGGGGAAGAAAAGCUCCACUGACCUGUAGGAGAUUGUUUUUAAAUGGAAUCCUUUUAAACUCAGAACAGUUAUGAAAAGCAAGGUGAAGAACACGAAGCUGUUUCUGUAUUCAUGUUUUUGGAAGGACCUACGUCUUAGGUGAAAGUUAUGACCAACCAGAUUAAUCUCUACCCACAUCCUGUAUUUUAAGGUCUAAGUUUAACUGGUCAACAUUUAAAUGGAUUGGAGCUAUUAGUACAUAAAGUGUGAUGGGCUUUGGUCCCACAUCUUUUGCAUCUCCCCACCCUUCAACCUUUGUCCUUUCAGCCCCUUUCUCUCUUCCACAUUCUUUGGUUUGUAUGUGGUUUCUCAGUUAAUACAUAGCUAAUAGCUCUUAUUUUUCUUAUGUUUUUAACUGCUUAGGUCUAUCUGGAUGUAAGGGUGAAAAUUCAUUUGAUGGAAAUACUUGUGUAUAUUUAAAGACCCAAUUGCUCCUCUGGAGCUUGUACGUUCAAGAAUGAUUAAUCUGUGUAAUAAACUGAUUACUACAGUCAUUACAUAUAA
This is a messenger RNA of Neogale vison (American mink), 1760 nucleotides long. RefSeq names its product ubiquitin conjugating enzyme E2 D2 (gene UBE2D2). The coding region runs from base 435 to 878 and encodes 147 amino acids. Gene Ontology annotation, biological process: protein K48-linked ubiquitination; ubiquitin-dependent protein catabolic process. The record is from RefSeq and is a predicted model, not a curated record. The transcript has 7 exons. Gene Ontology annotation, cellular component: nucleus. NCBI's taxonomy places the organism in Eukaryota, Metazoa, Chordata, Mammalia, Carnivora, Mustelidae. Gene Ontology annotation, molecular function: ubiquitin conjugating enzyme activity.